Exaiptasia diaphana is the source of this 2457-nucleotide messenger RNA. RefSeq lists its product as uncharacterized. The coding region runs from base 1 to 2457 and encodes 818 amino acids. The transcript has 2 exons. Gene Ontology annotation, biological process: DNA replication. The record is from RefSeq and is a predicted model, not a curated record. Gene Ontology annotation, molecular function: DNA-directed DNA polymerase activity; DNA binding; nucleotide binding. NCBI's taxonomy places the organism in Eukaryota, Metazoa, Cnidaria, Anthozoa, Actiniaria, Aiptasiidae.
AUGACGGGGUUUCUGGGACGGAGUUAUUACUGCUUCAAGUGCGAUGUCGGGUACUGUCACAAAACGAGACACAAGUGUCAUCCCAUCUGUCGAUGUUGUUAUUUYGACAAAGAUCAAUGCGUGCCGGACGAGGAAGAGGUCAAGACGUGGACCACGUGCGAUCGGUGCCAUCGCGUUUUCAAAGGCGAACGAUGUUAUGCCAAUCACCUUCAAGCACUUCCUCACCGUGACAAGAAACACACGCUGGUCUACAGCACGUGCGAGCGGUAUCAAAAGUGUCCCAGUUGUGCCAAAGUGAUCGAUGUUCUAAAUAAGAAAAAGAACGCCUUCCGUCAGCCAGAUCAACGUAACCUCGACGACCACGUGUGCGGUGAAGUGUACUGUCCCUACUGUAAGAAGACGGGACCCAAGCACUGGUGUUACGUUCAACCUGUCACGGAUCAAAAGUGCGGAGAAUGCGGAGAAUGGAAAGAGUUGGAGUACUACUGCGAGAAAGACGUGGAGCUGUUGAAACGAGGUGUGUUGGAAGCGCGUCGUAUCUUCCUGGAGACGGCCGGAUUUGAUCCGUUUCACGAGUGCAUCACGCUAGCUUCGUCCUGCAUGCGAGCGUACCGGAGAAAUUUCAUGCCCAAAGACUCGAUUGGAAUCGUGCCUCGCGAAGGAUACCGGGGUCUUGUCCAACAAUCGCGUAAAGCCAAACGAUGGUUGUAUUGGUUGCAAGUCCGGGAUCGCGACCUCCGUCUCCAGUCGUGCUUGUCUCCCCAAGGCGAAAAAGUGGUGAUGGGAGCCCCCGUCGACGGAUACGAUGCCCCCACUCAAACCGUGUACCAAUUCCAUGGAUGUUACUUUCACGGAUGCCCCGUGUGUUUUCCUGGACAUUUGGCCUUUCCCGAAUCGAAUGGGGAUCGCGGCGAGUUCAGUCAGAAGUUCUAUCACACCCAGCGUCGCACGACGGUGUUGCGUUCCGCCGGUUACCGCGUGGUGGAGAUGUGGGAACACACGUGGGACGCGCUCGAUCCUCCACCCACCAUUCCCGAUUGGGUGUCGUACUCGGACCCGUUGGAACCUCGUGACGGAUUGUUUGGAGGUCGUACCAAUGCUCUCCAAUUGUACUACGAAGCCCAAGACGACGAGACCAUCCAUUACGUGGAUUUUACGUCGCUGUACCCGUCGGUGAUGCGUCAGGGUGGAGCCUAUCCCGUGGGUCACCCCGAGAUCGUCCUCCGGUCCGUAGACUUUUCUCUUCUCAACGUGGAAGAUUACUACGGAUUGAACAAAGUCAAAGUGCUACCACCUCGAGAUCUGUACCUYCCCGUGCUUCCCAUUCACUUGAACGGCAAGCUGAUGUUUGUGUUGUGCCGAACGUGUGCCGAAAAGCUGAAUCAGACGUCCAAGUGUCGUCACAAUUCCAAAGAGCGUGCCCUGGUCGGUGUGUGGACCACUCCCGAAUUGAAGAAAGCUCUCCAGCUCGGCUACAAGAUUCUCGACGUCUACGAGAUCUGGCAUUACCCCCAAACGUCGACGACCCUGUUUGGAAAGUACGUGCAGACGUAUUUGCAAUUGAAACAAGAAGCGUCCGGRUGGCCGUCCUGGUGCAAGACUCCCGAAGAUCGUCAAUGCUAUCUGGACGACUACGAAGCCCACGAGGGAAUUCGUCUUCGCGAAGAUCACAUUCGAGUCAAUCCCGGAUUGCGAGCUCUUGCCAAACUGUUCUUGAACAGUCUGUGGGGAAAAUUUGGUCAGAAUCCGUUUCUCCCCUCUACCGAGUACGUGGACUCUCCGAAGCGAUUUGCCGAAUUGAUGUUUGGAGGUCAAGUGGACGUCAAACAUCUUCUGUUGAUCACCGACAAUUUGGUGCAACUGCAGUACGACAAGAAAGACGAGUUCAUUCGGUCCAGCCCGUUUGCCAGCGUGGUGCAUGCUGAUUUCGUCACUUCGUUUGCCCGGUUGCGGUUGUACGACAUGUUGGAGCGAGUGCAAGAACGUGCCUUGUACUUUGACACCGAUUCUCUGAUCUACGUCACUCGUUCAGGAGACACACCACUGCCUUUGGGGGAUUACUUGGGAGACUUGACGUCGGAAUUAUCACCUGGGGAUUCUAUCCAGACGUUCGUGUCAACGGGGCCCAAGAGUUACGGUUACCGCACUCGUCAAGGUCACACCGACAUCAAGUGCAAGGGAAUUCCCUUGAAUCUGACRUCGUCUGAAAAGGUCAAUUUCGAAUCCAUGGUGUCCUUGGUGCAUGGUGUGGAAACGGAGAUUUGCGUCACCUUACCCCACCACAUUCGUCGAGAUCCGCUCCGACGUCAACUGAAAACGGUCGAGUUGGAAAAAGUCUUCCAAGUCGUGUACGACAAACGCAUUCGUCGCGGAAUGAAGACGGUGCCUUACGGGUAUAUAGAGGAUCCUCCACGACCUCAGUCUCACAAAAAUGCCUCCUACGGGGCGCAUCUCUGA